AUGUAUUUAAAUCUUCAUCCAAAGCUUGUCUUGGUAUUAGUCGCUGUGCUGGUCACUGUCGCAUGCGUGUCCAUCAGGCGUUUCCUCGUCCAGCGCCAGUACGCACGCAAGCACGGUUGCCAGGCAGUAGCAAGAUCGUUCAAUAAAGAUCCUUUCUUAGGCCUCGACACGCUCCCUGGGACCAUCCGCGCGCUGAGACAGCACAAAAUCCUCGAAAGGGGUGCCGAGCUCUUCCGCAUCUACGGCAACACCUUUACACUGACUGAGUUGCAGAGACACGCCAUCCUAACCAUAGAGCCUGAAAAUAUCAAGACGAUCCUAUCGCUGAAAUUCAACGAUUACGGCAUCAGCCACCGGCUUGGAGCCUUCAAACCACUACUAGGCGAGGGCAUCUUCGACACCGACGGCGAGCACUGGGCUGCAUCGCGCGCCCUGAUCCGGCCCAGCUUUACCCGCGACCAAGUAGCCGACUUGACGUCGUUGGAGAGUCUGAUUCAGGAUCUGUUCGCGUUGCUCCCUCGGGAUGGGAAGACAGUCGUCGACCUGCAGGAGCUGUUUUUCCGGUACACGAUCGAUUCCGCGACGGAGUUCCUGUUCGGACAGUCAGUCGGCGCUUUGAAGAAGUCUCAGUCUGAGCUUGGGUUCGCGCAGGCAUUUCAUUAUGCCCAGAAGGCUAUCAUCACGCGAGGCACGCUUGGGCCACUGGCCGUAUUCUACCGCGAUCGAAAUGCCGACGAAUGUAAUCGCGUCUGCAGGGAGUUCGUCCAGCGGUUCGUUGACGAGGCCUUCCAGGCAGUCGAGGUCAGGAGGGACUAUAAAGCAGGAGAAGAACAAGCAGAGACAAAGCGCCAGAAGCGUAUUUUCUCGCAUGAAUUGGCGUGGCGGACAUCUGAUAGGCGUCGCGUUCUGGACGAGCUGAUGAAUGUGUUGUUGGCUGGUCGUGAUACAACUGCUAGUCUACUUGGUAAUCUGUUCUUCAUGCUGGCUAAGGACCCGGCGAUUUGGGAUAAGUUGCGUAGAGAAGUGGCUGGUUUGCAGGGUCGGGCACCAACCUAUGAGGAGCUCCGCGGCCUGAGAUAUGUCCAGUGCUGUAUAAAUGAAUCGCUACGUUUACACCCCGUUGUCCCGCGCAAUGAACGCCAAGCGGUACGGGACACCGUCCUACCACUCGGAGGAGGCAGUGAUGGUCUCUCCCCGGUCUUCGUGCCCAAAGGGACCAUCGUGUCCUACAACGUUUACGCAAUGCAUCGGCGGCCUGACUUCUACGGGCCAGACGCAGAGGAAUUCCGUCCUGAGCGUUGGGAGGACGGAAAGCUGCAACCGCGAUGGGGGUAUCUGCCUUUUAAUGGCGGUCCGCGCAUCUGCAUCGGGCAGCGAUAUGCGUUGACUGAAGUUAGCUACGUUCUUGUCCGGAUGGUGCAGGAGUUCCGUGUCCUGGAGAGUCGGGAUCCGGGUCCGUGGGAGGAAUCGCUGGCUUUGUCGUUGUGUUCCCGGAAUGGGACAAGGGUGUGCCUUAUUCCUGGUUAA
Molecule: messenger RNA, 1527 nt
Organism: Aspergillus pseudoviridinutans
Lineage: Eukaryota; Fungi; Ascomycota; Eurotiomycetes; Eurotiales; Aspergillaceae
Product: cytochrome P450
Exons: 2
Coding region: 1-1527 (508 amino acids)
Molecular function (GO): oxidoreductase activity, acting on paired donors, with incorporation or reduction of molecular oxygen, reduced flavin or flavoprotein as one donor, and incorporation of one atom of oxygen; iron ion binding; heme binding
Source: RefSeq, a predicted model, not a curated record